UGAUUGCAAUUCAUUAAAAUUGACGGAGCGUAAAAAAGAUCUGUUGCCUCGAGUUGCGCGCUGGUGGGUGUAUUUACAAGAUUUUAAUUUUACUUUAGAUUAUCGAAAAGGGGCUUUAAUGCAACAUGCAGAUUUUCUGAGCCGUAAUCCUCCUCUUUCCACUGCCAAUGUGUCUCAUAUUCGGAAUCCAAGCAGCUGGGCGAAGAUCGCUCAAACCGCUGAUGUGGAGACACAAGAGUUAAUUUCUAGAUUAAGAGACGGGCAGCUUGACGAUACUAGGUAUGUGAUAAAAAAUGAUUUGUUGUACUACAAAUUUACACCAACUGGGGAAGACCCGCGACUCUUGUGUUACAUCCCUAAGGGUCACAGACUCAGUUUGUUGAGGGUGUUCCACGAUGAACAUGAUCAUAUUGGGACUGACAGAACAACUGACUUAAUAUUAAGACACUUUUGGUUUCCUAGUUUGCGACAGUUUGUAAAAAAGUACAUAAGUUAUUGUCUAGUAUGUUUAGCACAUAAAAAAGUUCCCAGGGCUCCGUCACAACCGAUUCAAUCCUGGACAAAGCCAGAUAUCCCUUUUUCUAUUAUACAUACCGAUGUCCUAGGGCCGCUCCAAGAGUCAAACGGUUUCAAAUACGUUUUGAUUAUAGUGGAUGCAUUUUCCAAGUAUUGUUUGCUCUACUCUCUGUACAGACAAAACACUGACGAGCUAAAACGAGUUUUUUCAAAUGCGGUGUCAUUAUUUGGUACGCCGUCUACAAUAGUAUGUGAUCGCGCUAGAAUGUUCGAAAGCGCUACAUUCCAAAAUUGGGUCAGUGAUUUGGGAUGCUCGAUACAUUUUAUCACGCCUGGUAUGCACCGUGAAAAUGGGCAAGCGGAGCGGUACUGCAGGACAGUUCUCAACAUGCUACGUGUUGAAGUAGGCAACAAAGGUUCCCAAUGGUCCGAUGUGCUGUGGAGGAUGCAGCUCACUUUGAAUAUCUCCAAGCAAAGUACCACGCAGACGUCACCACUACAGUUACUGGUCGGUAUUGACGCAGUUACUCCAGUCAUCAGAUCGUUAGUGCGAGAUGUGGCACUUACUAACUCUAAUCCCAAUCGGGAGGCUCUUUUAACUCUUCGCAGACAACGAGCUUCGGAACUCCUUGCAACCAAUCAACAGCGCCAGGAUGCCUACGUUAACGAGGGUCGACGGCAGCCACUCACUUUUGCUGUCGGAGACUUUGUGUUUGUGAGCAAGACGGCACAAAUCACCGGCAAACUGGACUCCGGCAUGCGCGGGCCUUACAAGGUUAUUCGCGCGUUACCGUGCCACCGUUACGAGUUAGAGCUACUAGCUGGUUCCUAUGGGAAAAAGACCCAAGCUGCAGCUGAAAAUAUGAUGUUGUGGCAAGGCGAGUGGACGCCGGAUGCGUGCUCAGUUUUUUUUGAGACUGAGACUGCAUUAGACAAUAAUGAGCAGGUUGCAAGGGAUGAAACAAAUGAAGAGAGAAAUGGCUCUGAUGCUAGUGGUGCAAGUAAUGCUGCGGUCGAGGACGCCGCACUGUCAGGAACGGCCGUCUUAUAAAACAAUCUCCACAGAGCAAGUCGGACCGAGUGAGGGGUAACAGAGAGGAGUGGAACUGGGAACACCGGAAAUGUGGCGAUUGGCGCGCGGACGUGACAGACGCGGGAGUUUUUUGUUAUUUAUGGUGGCGUUGUGUAAAAGAUUGUCUUCUGGUUGCGUAUAAUUUUCAUUGUGGUAUUUUAGUUAAUUAAAAAUUGUUUUGUAAGGAAUAAAACUUCCUAGGUUGAGUG
Messenger RNA from Pieris napi, 1797 nucleotides. RefSeq names its product protein NYNRIN-like. NCBI's taxonomy places the organism in Eukaryota, Metazoa, Arthropoda, Insecta, Lepidoptera, Pieridae. The transcript is spliced from 2 exons. The coding region runs from base 119 to 1567 and encodes 482 amino acids. Gene Ontology annotation, molecular function: nucleic acid binding. Gene Ontology annotation, biological process: DNA integration. The record is from RefSeq and is a predicted model, not a curated record.